ACACGACGCGGGAGGGGAACCGCUGCUGCAAUGCGCGCCUCCGCCCAGGCUUGUGCUCCCAGCUGGAGAGAGGGGGCGCCGCGCGCCGAGCCGGCCGUGCCUGCGCGCCCCCGCCUGGGGCUAUAAAAGCCUCGCCACCUGCUGCCGUUUGUGCGUCCAAUUGCGGGAGAAGCCAAUUCCACCUGCUCCAGCGGCAGCUCCUCUCGACAUGGACCCUGAGACCUGCCCCUGCCCUACUGGUGGCUCCUGCACCUGCGCUGGCUCCUGCAAGUGCGAGGGAUGCAAAUGCACCUCCUGCAAGAAGAGCUGCUGCUCCUGCUGCCCUGCCGAGUGUGAGAAAUGCGCCAAGGAUUGCGUGUGUAAAGGUGGAGAGGGGGCCGAAGCUGAGGAAGAGAAGUGCAGCUGCUGCCAGUGAGGACGUGCCCCUCCGUGCGAAAUGUGUGUAAAUAGUGCUGGGUGGCCUAGUGCCACCUGUCCCCAUGGUGAGGCUCCGCAGUUGGUCCCCUUCCCCUGCUAGCCACUGGCAAUUGACAAUAAAUCCUGUGAAAGGCAUAAA
Molecule: messenger RNA, 556 nt
Organism: Phacochoerus africanus (Common warthog)
Lineage: Eukaryota; Metazoa; Chordata; Mammalia; Artiodactyla; Suidae
Gene: MT3
Product: metallothionein 3
Exons: 3
Coding region: 209-415 (68 amino acids)
Biological process (GO): positive regulation of ERK1 and ERK2 cascade
Molecular function (GO): metal ion binding
Source: RefSeq, a predicted model, not a curated record